Glycine soja is the source of this 1269-nucleotide messenger RNA. RefSeq lists its product as uncharacterized. The record is from RefSeq and is a predicted model, not a curated record. Bases 1 to 1269 code for a protein of 422 amino acids. NCBI's taxonomy places the organism in Eukaryota, Viridiplantae, Streptophyta, Magnoliopsida, Fabales, Fabaceae. The transcript has a single exon.
AUGACAAGAGCAAUGCUCCUGGUGUUAUUCCCUCAAGACAACAAAGCCAAGUUCAACUUCCCUUCUCCUUCUAAGUCUCUUGUCUCCAAAGCACAAUCCACUAUCUCAAUCUGCCUCCUUCUCUUUUUCACAACUCUCCUCCUUUUUACUCUCUCCACCCUCCCAAACACCCCUCACACCCCUCCCACUCACCCUCCUAAACCCACCCCCCACCACCUGGCUCUCCAGCGCAUGGGCACUCUCCACCGCAGAGGCACCAAAUCCAUGUCCGACCUCCUCAUCUGCCACGUGCCUGACGAAACCCCCCUCCAAGACUUCCGCAUCUUCCUCCGCCUCCUCCACCGUUCUUCCCUCACUUCCUCAUCCGACGUCGUUUUCCUCUUCCCUUCUCCUUCCUCAUCCAUCAAAUUCACCCAUAUUAUUCUUCAAGAGAACACCGCAUUCUCUUCUUUGCUGCACCUCCACGCGCACCUCAACUCCACGCGCUGGCGCCAACACCCCAAAUCCACCUUCGACCCCAAUCGCUUCAUCUCCAAAACCACACAACAACAACAACCACUUUGGGGUCCCAAAACAAGAACCAACUCAAACCGGUCCCACUCACUGAGUUACGGAUCGGUGCUGAGUUUCGACGCCUCCGAACUCGACCCGGAGAACUCGCUCUCGAGUUUCCUCGACAAAGUCCCCCUCACUCUCCGGCGCUGGGCGUGCUACCCAAUGCUACUCGGCCGAGUCAGACGCAAUUUCAAACACGUCAUGCUCGCCGACGUGAGAAGCCUCUUGAUUUUAAAGGACCCUCUCGCCCGAGUGAGGAAUCGGAGCCCCGACUCGGUCAUUCUCUUCACGAAAACGGAGAAGCACGGGAAGAGAACUCAGCGCGCGGUCGUCUCCUCCGUUAUCAUGGGCGGAGCUCGCGGCGUACGGCGGCUCUCCGGCACGGUGGUGGUGGAGAUCGUCCGCGCCGCCACGCAGCACAGGAAGAAGAAAAACUCGGUGUCCGAGUCGGCUGUACUGAGUCAACUCGUCGGCGGGAGCGAGUUUGUGUGGAAAAACAAGAACGUUAAUUUGAUAGCUUCGUCCGAGUCAAUACCCGAGUUAACAAGUGCAAGUGCAAGUGCAAGUGCAAGUGUAAGUGCUGCUUCUUCAACGACGUCGUUUUCGGAUUCCGCGAUGGUUCAACGUGGUGUGAGUAAUCACGACCUUAAUUAUGUCAUCAUGAGGCAAAUUUGUUCGUCUGUGGUAGAUUCUUCUGUCUAUAGCGAUUGUUAG